AUGAGUUUCUUAAGGAUUAGCACAUCGUAUCUUAAAUCAAAACCUCUUAGAGCCAACUUCUCUACAAAAAUUGCCUUGACUGCUGACAAGUCUACGAUCGUAGCUCUACACAAGGAAAAUGAAUUUCCAUACGAAUUAUCUCAACCACUACCCGAAGAGACAAACGAAGAUAAGUCAGUUCUUCGGAUGUCUGACUAUAGUGAAGUGAAACGUGUAUUCAAGGAGAUGAAACCAGAAUUUGCAAGACAACAGUUGUCCUCAAUGACUCUGACCACAACACACCGCUGGUUUCCAAGAUCUAGGGAUAAGAGAGCGAAGACAACAGAAAUGAACAGGCCUUACUUAUAA
This is a messenger RNA of Leptosia nina, 348 nucleotides long. The record is from the annotation of a GenBank genome assembly. NCBI's taxonomy places the organism in Eukaryota, Metazoa, Arthropoda, Insecta, Lepidoptera, Pieridae.